AUGGCUGGGAACCAAGAUGUCGCGACUCCCAAGUUGGGUAGCGCAGACACGGAAGAGCAGAGACAAGCAGCCCAAUUGAUACAGCGCAAUUAUCGUGGAUAUAGAGAGCCGAAAUGGCGCAACGCGACCCGACCGAAGCCGCGCGCAGAAGAGGCUGCCUUGCGCGAUAAGCUCACAACGCCUGAGCAGCGCGACAGAGCCAGCUCCAUCGUUGCACGCGAAAAGUGGAAAAGAGUUGGCGAAAUUGCACGACGCGCGGGUGCCGACGACCCUCACGAUGCAUCGCUUUCGGAAGACGAGGAUGCUCCGGAAGAGCAAACCGAACAACGGCGCAAGCGGAGUGAGUCAAGGACUGAACGAGAGAAGACGGCGAAAAUGAUGGACCUGCAAUACUUCCUCGAGAUGGUGGACCAGAAGCAUAGAUAUGGUAGUAACUUGCGCGCAUAUCACGAGCAGUGGAAGAAGUCCGAUACACACGAGAACUUUUUCCAUUGGCUGGACAACGGCGAGGGAAGGAACUAUGAGCACCCAACUGUGUCGAGAUCAAGACUAGACACUGAAAGGGUGCGUUACCUGUCACGCGAGGAGCGCUUGAACUACCUGGUCACCAUCGACCAUGAAGGACGGCUAUGCUGGGCGAAGAAUGGAAACCGUAUAAAUACAACUCUCGAGUACAAAGACAGUAUCAACGGCAUCGUUCCAGUAGAUGACGAUACCCCGGCUUACGGCCCAAAAGCAAAACUUCACUCUGGACAGAGCAAGACCUUCCGGCGAAGCUCAAUGAUCUCGUUGAGUUCAAGCUCUUCAAUAUCCGAAAGUGAUGCGGAAGCAGAGGAGGCAGAGCACUAUGUGAAUGAGGAUCUUGACAAAGCUAAAGGUAUAUCGAAGCUCAAGCAUGUGUCAGCUGCAACCAUUCUAAAUCACUUACUGCGGAGCUCAGUGAAGCCAAACUCGUGGAUUUUUGUUGCCGACACAUCAUUUCGUCUGUACGUUGGAAUCAAGCAAUCUGGUGCUUUCCAACAUAGCUCUUUCCUCCAUGGCGCGCGUAUCUCUGCUGCAGGUCUGAUCAAAAUUAAAGAUGGGCAGCUACGUCGUUUAUCCCCCUUGUCAGGGCACUAUCGCCCCCCUACAAGAAAUUUCCGCGCCUUUGUGCACUCUAUGAAGGAGAACGGCGUAGACAUGUCGCGUGUCUCCAUCUCCCGAUCAUAUGCCGUCCUUGUUGGUCUUGAAGCUUACGUCAAAACACGCAAGAAGCUCAAGCAUGGGGUUGAGCAUGUCAAGGAGGCUGAAGAAAAGGUUGUGCACCCUGAAGAAUACGAGCGGAAGAUGGAAGCGCAAAAGGACAUGAGCCAAAGCGCACAAAGAGAGAGACAGCUUCUUGCAGAGGAAGCAGAGAAACGAGAGGCCGAGAAGAAGCAGUCCAGCUUCGGUCGGCGGAUCUGGAAACGGCUUAGUCGAGGCGGAAGUGAGAAAGACGACCUCGCUCCAAUUGAACGGGAGGCGGCCAAGCAGAAGAGGAAGAAGUGGUUGAGCAAGUCAGGGGAAGACGUCGAAGAUGGCAUCGCGCCAGCGGGGCAUCGAGAUUCGAUAGGAAAGACGGAGGCUGCCCCUGCGUCGUGA
Molecule: messenger RNA, 1620 nt
Organism: Pyrenophora tritici-repentis Pt-1C-BFP
Lineage: Eukaryota; Fungi; Ascomycota; Dothideomycetes; Pleosporales; Pleosporaceae
Source: RefSeq, a predicted model, not a curated record